This is a messenger RNA of Dovyalis caffra, 1425 nucleotides long. The record is from the annotation of a GenBank genome assembly. Lineage: Eukaryota; Viridiplantae; Streptophyta; Magnoliopsida; Malpighiales; Salicaceae.
AUGUGUUUCGUUAUAUCAGCAGUGUCAGCUACUAGUGACUUCCUUCAGAAUGCAUAUUGCUCAUUGGUUAAUCUUAGAGCUGGUCCCAGUAUGCGGGACUAUCGAGGUGCUGACUUGAGGAAUAAACUUGAGCAAAGGUUAUCUCCACAGCAGCGGUAUUCCCCAGGAAAAGAUGCAAGCGGGCGCCACUCAUUUCGUGGUCAGCAAUCAUGUCCUUAUAACUUGGCUGCAUCUUUUCCCCAUACAGUUGUGUUUUUAUCUCCUCUGUUAUCUCUGGCUAUGGAUGGGGAGAGUAGUGCUCUUAACCUUCUUGUUCACCUUGACAGAAAACGUAGGAAAAAACAGCAGUAUGAUGGCCAAAGUGAUUUCUCUGGGAGUCUGAAAGUCUCAGAUAGGGCAGAUGACCGGGUUAAAGAAAGAAAAAGUGCAUCAUUUGAGCUAGAAGAAAUGCAGUCAAAAAUCAACAAGCUUGAGCACCACAAAACUGAAUUAAUGAUCUCACUGGAAAAGAAAGCUGAAGAGGCAGACAGUCUUACUUCUAAAGUUCAGGAGCUUGAGGCUCAAUUAUCUGCAGAGAAAGAGGAUUGUAAAAGGAUCACUUCAAACAUCAAGAAGUUUGUCAAAGCAUAUAAGCAUUAUGUGUGGGCUCAAGAUGAACUUAACAGGCAUGAUAUCAGUUCUCGUGAUCUUUCUGUGUCAGAAGUUCGAUUUAAGAAGUUGGGAGAUCAGCUUCUUUCUGGUACUGCAACUGAUUGCAAUGAAGAGGAUUCAAACAUCAAUAUUGUCAAUAAUGGAGAGACAAACAGUCAUUGUGAAAUCAGCACACAGAAUGAGAUGCAGAAGCAGAAUAAUUCCUCUCCAAUUGAGAAAAGUUUGGGUGGUAAACAGUAUACUGCUGAAAAAUUAACCCAAGGCAAUUUAACCACUGAUGGACAUCGGGCAGAGACUCUAAGAUUGAGUAAGCUUUCCCAAUUUCAUUCACACCCUGUGCAGCUGAAUAGCCACGAGGAAUUUGAGGUGGCGGACCAUAGGAAUGGCAGUCAUUGGCCUAUAGGAAAUGAAGGCAAGCAAAAGAAAGGAAAGAGUGUUUCCACCAGGAUUCCUUCAGAUAAGGCCAAGGGUUCAGGCUCAGUGCUUCUCGUACCAUCAACCAGCAUGGCUGCUCGUGUAAUUGAUGAACCAGCUGAAAUUGAAAUGGAGGAGCAUGUUGAAGUGGUUGAAAAUAUUUCUUUAGUUGGUGUUAAAGGAAGAGCUACAUAUGAGGCCAGAAGCUUGCCAUUUUCACUCCCCCACCUCCUCCAAUCCCUCGAAAUACCUAUUCAAAGGUUGGUUUUACAGUCUUGGUCUCCCCUUUAUGAGGGUGAAGAUGAGAAUGUAGAUGUUGGAGGCCUAGAGGAGGGGAUGGUGGAUGCUGAUAUUGUCUGA